AUGGCGGUUGCGAUCAUCUGCCUGGCCAUCUUCGCUCCACAUGCAUCAGCCGACGGCAGCGCGGGUGCUCUGCCGGAGGACGUACAGGACACGGUGGUCCCGGCCACGUCGCCACCGGAAAAACAAGACGCCCCGACCGACACCGGCGCUCCUGCAGGCGGGCUGGCGGACUCGAAGAAGGGCUCGUGGUGGGCCUACAGGCACAUCCACAUCGUGAACGAGCUGAGCGGCGGGCGGGCCGUGACGGUCCACUGCAAGUCCAAGAACAACGACAUGGGGGUCCACGUCGUCCCGCCCGGGUCCGAGUACCAGUGGCGGUUCAGGCCCAACAUCUUCGGGAUCACGCUCUUCUGGUGCCACGUGGCGAAGGGCAACGUCGAGGUCGUUUUCGAUGCGUAUAACGAGGAGGAGAAGGACCCCUGGGAGAGGAUUCACAUGGACAACACGUACUGGGUCGCCAGGGACGACGCCGUUUAUCUCCGCCAGUUUUGGAAGAACAACAACAUGGUUUUAUGGCGUCGUUGGCCCUAA
Molecule: messenger RNA, 531 nt
Organism: Linum tenue
Lineage: Eukaryota; Viridiplantae; Streptophyta; Magnoliopsida; Malpighiales; Linaceae
Source: the annotation of a GenBank genome assembly